GUCAUUGUCAUCUCUUAGAUCACACUAAAUGCUGGACAAGUGUUAAAAUGAAUCAUCCGGGUAUAUAUGUGUGUGAGUAGAGCAUUACAGAUGCCAAAGCAGUCUUUCGUCAGACCUCCUGCUCACUUUCUGUUGAGAACAAAACUACAGCUGCCCCUUGUUUAGUGUCCAGGUCAUCAAUCCAGACUUGUUUGUUAGGGUGGAGCUACAGGCUUUUGCAGUUUCAACAUCCUUUCCCUUCAUUCUGAGCUUAUUUUCUAAGAUAUGGGGGAACAAAAUAAAAUAUUACCCCGUCCCAUUUUCCGCCGAGAUGUGAGCUGGGAACCUUUCCCAAACUGGACGCAGCCAAGCCGAAUCUUUGCGCAGGAUUUUGGCCUCCCUCCUUUCCUGGACCCUAGUGAUCUGGACUGGAUAGACUGGUCGAAGAGGAGACUGGCAGCUUUCUCGUGGCCUGGGUACGCACAAACUCCCCUUCUGCCUCCAUUCAGCGGUCAGCGCUCUGCGGCGUCGAACCAAAAGGGUCUGGGACAACUGACGAGUGGAGUGUCAGAGAUCCGAACAGGGACGGACAGCUGGAAGAUCAACCUGGACGUCAAUCACUUCUCGCCUGAGGAAAUUACGAUCACAACCAAGGAGGGUUAUUUGCAAAUAUCAGGAAAUCAUGAAGAAAGGCAGGAUGAGCAUGGAGCGGUUUCAAGGUGCUUCACCCGGAAAUACAAGCUGCCACAGGGGGUGGACGCACAGCACAUUAGUUCUUCACUGUCUGGUGAUGGAGUUCUGUCCGUAGAGGCCCCCGCCCCUGGGACAUCCAUCAUCAGCAACAACCCAACCAAUGAGAUCGUCAUACCGGUUCAGAUCAGACAGACGCAAGACGGUGAAAAGGGAAACCAGUAAGCAAGAAUUUGAAACUACAAUCAGAUGUAGUCCAAGUUGUGUGUAGCAACCUUUAUAGCACUGGCAUGAAAAAGACAAAGCUAGUCUGUUAUUUACUGUAAGAACAAGCUUGUUUUCCUGCUGUAAUGCAUUGUUACCAGUACAAUAUCAUAUCACAAUUACUUUAAAAUCAAAUGCAGACUCAUCAGUAUAACAGAAUGCUUAUAAAAGGAUUAUUAUGACCUUGUAUUCCUUAUAACAUGCCAUCAUUGUUUUAUGAGCUUGUAAUAUCUUCAUUAUAUGAAAAAAUACAUGUUAGCAGCUGUAGUUGUGACCUUACAUGACCUAUAGGGAUAGUGGAUUAUGGGUGACAAUACUGGCCAAGAAUGGACAGUGGAAAUGACUAUUUAUAUUCAAACAGCUUAUUUUUUAUGAAAAAAAGGUAUGUAUGUCAAAUUGUGCUUCUGUGUAACAUGCAGGCAAUAUAAUUAAUAAUUAAUUUGAUUUCGCUUUUGAGGAAGAGAAACACUGUAAAAGCUGUAGCAUAGAUUCAUUUUGUGUUUGUCCUGAAAGUUGUACAUCGAUGUAUUGAAUAACUUUAGCCUAAUAAAGCUAUCCUGAUAUAUAAUCUUCCACCAAUGUAUUACUGCUAUAUAAAUAAAAAAAUUUAUUAUUUUUUCUCA
Messenger RNA from Sebastes umbrosus (honeycomb rockfish), 1556 nucleotides. RefSeq names its product heat shock protein beta-1-like. Lineage: Eukaryota; Metazoa; Chordata; Actinopteri; Perciformes; Sebastidae. The transcript is spliced from 3 exons. The coding region runs from base 265 to 894 and encodes 209 amino acids. The record is from RefSeq and is a predicted model, not a curated record. Gene Ontology annotation, molecular function: protein folding chaperone. Gene Ontology annotation, biological process: protein refolding; response to heat.